Manacus vitellinus (golden-collared manakin) is the source of this 2670-nucleotide messenger RNA. RefSeq names its product DNA topoisomerase I mitochondrial (gene TOP1MT). Gene Ontology annotation, biological process: DNA topological change; DNA replication. The transcript is spliced from 14 exons. The coding region runs from base 197 to 2398 and encodes 733 amino acids. Gene Ontology annotation, molecular function: DNA binding; DNA topoisomerase type I (single strand cut, ATP-independent) activity. The record is from RefSeq and is a predicted model, not a curated record. Gene Ontology annotation, cellular component: mitochondrial nucleoid; chromosome. NCBI's taxonomy places the organism in Eukaryota, Metazoa, Chordata, Aves, Passeriformes, Pipridae.
GACCAAAGGAACCCUCCCCCAAGGGCCAUCUGUGGAGCUUCAAGACUCUUCAGGGUCCCAGGAUAAACCCCGGGAAGCAGGACCUGCGGUGGGACAGCAGCUCUUGGAGAGCCAGAAUGGAAUUGGGAUCCCAAAGCCAAGUGAUGGUGUUGCUGGUGGGAUUUCCUCCCCCUCUGGAGAUCCUGGGAAUUUGGAGAUGGAUGAAGAGAAGGAGCUGGAUCCCCCUGUCCCACAAAAGGAAUGGGAUUCCCAAGUCCUGAAAAGCAAAAAAGGACGAGAGAAGAAACAAGAAGAAAAGAAAGAGCAGGAAAAGGGAUCGAAGAGGAAAAGAGGGAGGAAGAAGGAUAAAUUUGGGAAUGGGAUGGAGGGAAUUGAGGAGGAGGAGGAAAGUGAUGGGGGCAGGAAUUGGGAAGGGGAACAGGGAAGAGCCGAAAGAGGGAAAAGCAACGGAUUUCAGGGACAGGGGGAUGGGAGAGAAAACCAGGAGAUGGGAAAAGUGAAGAAACACAAGAGGGGGAAAGUUGAGGGGGCGGAAAAGGUGGGAAAAAAGGGAAUAAAGAAGGAAAAAGUGUUGGAAGAGGAAAAGGAGCAAGAGGUGGAAAAGAUGGAGGAGGAGGAGGAAAGAGAGGAAGGAGCGGGAGGUGAAAUGGAGGGAAAAGAUGAGGUGGGAAAGGGAAGUGGGGAUGGAAAAGGAGUAAAGGAGGAGGAAAAGUUGGGAGAGACACAGAGCACGGGGAUGGAGCAGGAAAAGGAGGAGGAGGAAGGGAAGGGAGAUGGGCCAGAGAAAGAGAAAAAGAAGAAAAGCAGGAAGAAAAAGCUGGAAGGGGAAGAGCAAGAGAAGGAGGAGAAGAAGAGGGAAGAGGAGGAGACUCCAGGGAAAAGCAGGAAAAGGAAAUCCAAGGAAGGAGGAGGAGAAAAGAACAACAAAAAGGCGCGGAAAGAGGAGGGAAAAGAGGUGGAAAACAAGUGGAAAUGGUGGGAAGAGGAAAAGAAGGAAGAUGGAGUCAAGUGGACGCAGUUGGAGCACAGGGGCCCCUACUUUGCCCCCCUUUACGAGCCCCUUCCCGAAGACGUUCGCUUUUAUUACGCCGGAAAACCCCUGAAGCUGAGCUUGGCCACGGAGGAAAUCGCCACAUUUUAUGCCAAAAUGCUCGACCACGAAUACACGACCAAGGAGAUCUUCCAGAACAACUUCUUCCACGACUGGAGGAAGAAGCUGAAGGAGGAGGCAGACAAGAUCCAGGAGGAAUAUGGCUACUGCAUCCUGGAUGGGCACCGCGAGAAGAUCGGCAACUUCAAAACGGAGCCACCGGGGCUGUUCCGUGGCCGUGGCGACCACCCCAAAAUGGGGAUGCUGAAGAAGAGGAUCAUGCCAGAAGAUGUGGUCAUCAACUGCAGCAGGGAUUCCAAGAUUCCCGAGCCCCCAGAAGGUCACAAGUGGAAGGAGGUUCGCUUUGACAACACGGUGACCUGGUUGGCCUCGUGGACAGAGAACAUCCAGAACACCCUGAAGUACAUCAUGCUGAACCCCAGCUCCAAGCUGAAGGGGGAAAAGGACUGGCAGAAGUAUGAGGUUGCUCGGCGCUUGAAGGACGUCGUCCAUGAAAUCCGGGCUCGGUACCGAGCGGAUUGGAAAUCCAAGGAGAUGAAGAACAGGCAAAGAGCAGUGGCCCUCUACUUCAUUGAUAAGCUGGCCCUGAGAGCCGGGAACGAGAAGGAGGAAGGGGAGACGGCGGACACAGUCGGCUGCUGCUCCCUUUCCUGCUGUGAGGUUUCCCUAGCCUUUGUCCUGUCUUCUUUCCCCCAGACAACCUUCCUGAACAAACAUCUCCAGCACCUGAUGGACGGUUUGACGGCCAAGGUGUUCAGGACCUACAACGCCUCCAUCACCCUGCAGGAGCAGCUCAAGGCCCUCACCAACUCUGAGGACAACGUUGCUGGGAAGCUCCUCUCCUACAACCGAGCCAACCGCGCUGUGGCCGUGCUGUGCAACCAUCAGAGGUCCGUGCCCAAAACCUUUGCCAAAUCCAUGGAAAUCCUGCAGACCAAGAUCGAUGCCAAGAAGAAACAGGUGGAGGAAGCCCAGCAAGAGCUGAAAAAAGCUGAAGAUGAAUUGGAAGACACAAAAGAUGCCAAAGCAGAAGCGAAUGUGGAGAAGAAGAAGAAGCUGCUGAAGAGGCUGGAGGAGCAGCUGGCCAGGCUGAAUGUCCAGGCCACAGAUAAGGAGGAGAACAAGCAGAUAGCUCUGGGCACUUCCAAGCUCAAUUACCUGGAUCCCAGGAUUAGCAUUGCUUGGUGCAAGAAGUUUGGGGUGCCCAUCGAGAAGAUCUACAACAAGACCCAGAGGGAGAAGUUCGCCUGGGCCAUCGCCAUGGCCAACGAGGACUUUGAGUUCUGAGCCUGCUUCCACCUUCAAUCCUUCAUCUGGUGCUGCUGGAAAGCUUCUUUUAUUUUUUCCCUGCUACUGCAGGGGGCUGAGGGGUUGUCCAGGAGAAGAAUCUGAUGCCUUUUUUGUAAAGACAGAAGAAAACCUCUGGUUUCUUUUCGAGCGGGUUUUGCUGAUUGUGACCCUUGCCCUGAGUGACUUUGAGGGAGCUCCUGAUUCAUCCUCGGAGCUGCCAAGUGCUUGGGAUUUUGUUUUUCUUUUUUUCCUUUGUGAAGAAGAUUAAA